AUGGGGUCAUCGUUUCAAGGUGCGAACAUGACAGCAAAGGGGGUUUACAGAAGGCUUCUGAAAGCGGUGAGGAAACAUGUCGGAAAAGACGAACACAAAGCCCAUUUCACAGAUUUCGUCAAGCAAGAAUUCAGAAGGAAUAUUGACUCUGAAAACCCGACUAAUCUCAAGCUCGCUCAUGAUUACACUUUCUAUCUUAACAGCGUCCACCAUCACAAGGAGCUGCUUUUCUCUUACAAUAUUGCGGUGGAUAGGUCUGACGAAAUGAAAAAAGUGCUCGGAAAAUCUGCUGCUAGUGUGGGCCUCCAGCUUCCUGAUGUCUAUCAGCCCUGA
This is a messenger RNA of Striga hermonthica, 333 nucleotides long. Lineage: Eukaryota; Viridiplantae; Streptophyta; Magnoliopsida; Lamiales; Orobanchaceae. The record is from the annotation of a GenBank genome assembly.